Molecule: messenger RNA, 2337 nt
Organism: Musa acuminata subsp. malaccensis (wild Malaysian banana)
Lineage: Eukaryota; Viridiplantae; Streptophyta; Magnoliopsida; Zingiberales; Musaceae
Product: transmembrane 9 superfamily member 1
Biological process (GO): protein localization to membrane
Cellular component (GO): membrane
Source: RefSeq, a predicted model, not a curated record
ACCUCCCUCCGAAUUCCCGUGUGCGGAUAGAGGAGAGAGAUCGAGAAGGGGCGGAAGGACCUCUUUCGCCCUCCGAUCUCCGUAGAUCCAGCCGCGAGGAUGGUCCUCACCGCCCGAUCCCUCGCCCCCCUCCUCCUCAUCCUCCUCGUUGUAGCCGCCGCAUCCCCGGCGUCCGCCUCGGAGUCCGACCAUACGUACCAAAACGAUGACCAUGUUACUCUUUGGGUAAACAAGGUUGGGCCAUAUAACAAUCCUCAAGAGACAUACAAUUAUUAUAUCCUUCCGUUUUGCCAACUACCAGGGAAUGCUGCCCAUAAGUGGGGUGGGCUCGGGGAGGUUCUAGGUGGUAAUCAACUUGUUGAUAGCCAGAUUGAGAUAAAGUUUCGAAAAAAUGUUGAUAAGGCUUCCAUCUGUGCUAUUAAUCUUGAUGCUGCUAAGGUAAAACAAUUCAAAGAUGCAGUAGAGAGUUCGUAUUGGUUUGAAUUCUUCAUUGAUGAUUUGCCUCUAUGGGGUUUCAUUGGGGAGACUGAUAAGACCAAUGAAAAUCGACACUAUCUUUUCACUCACAAGGAUAUCGUUGUAAAGUACAAUGGUGAUCAGAUUAUUCAUGUCAAUCUCACCCAAGAAUCUCCUAAACUCUUGGAAGCUGGCAAAAGCUUAGACAUGACAUACUCAGUGAAAUGGAUAGAAACUGAUGUAAAAUUUGCUCGACGUUUUGAUGUAUACUUGGAUUAUCCUUUCUUUGAGCACCAGAUUCACUGGUUUUCAAUUUUCAAUUCUUUCAUGAUGGUUAUAUUCCUCACUGGUCUUGUAUCAAUGAUUUUGAUGCGAACUCUUAGAAACGAUUACGCAAAAUAUGCUCGUGAAGAUGAUGAUUUGGAGACUCUGGAAAGAGAUGCGAGUGAAGAGUCUGGAUGGAAGCUUGUUCAUGGUGAUGUCUUUCGCCCCCCGUGUAAUCUAGUUCUUCUUUCAGCAGUUGUUGGUACUGGUGCUCAGUUGGCUAUGCUUGUCCUCUUGGUCAUUUUGUUGGCAAUAAUCGGGAUGUUGUAUGUUGGGCGAGGAGCUAUUGCUACUACUUUCAUUGUGUGCUAUGCUCUUACGUCUUUCAUUUCAGGCUAUGUAAGUGGCGGUCUUUAUUCACAAAAUGGUGGUAUGAUUCUCAACAAGCUUCCCACUGUACAGUGUUCUCACGAUAUAUAUAGCAUGAUCUAUUGUGUACUUCUUUGGUGUGAUUGCUCAUUCAUCUUUGCUGCUGUUAUUGUUUGUUUGAUGCAUGGCUUUCUUUUCUCAGGUAAAAGCUGGAUAAAGUCGAUGAUCCUUGCUGCAUCCUUGUUCCCAUUUAUGUGCUUUGGGAUUGGCUUUAUACUUAACACAAUUGCUAUCUUUUAUGGUUCACUAGCUGCUAUUCCAUUUGGCACUAUGGUAGUUGUGUUUAUAAUUUGGGCCUUCAUCUCAUUUCCACUAGCACUUCUUGGCACUGUUGUUGGUAGAAACUGGAGUGGUUCUCCAAACAAUCCUUGCCGUGUGAAAACAAUUCCUCGUCUGAUUCCUGAAAAGAAAUGGUAUCUUACACCGUCCAUAAUCUCACUUAUGGGCGGCUUGCUUCCUUUUGGUAGCAUAUUCAUCGAGAUGUAUUUUGUCUUCACAUCCUUUUGGAAUUACAAGGUGUACUAUGUCUAUGGAUUCAUGUUGCUGGUUUUCCUGAUCCUAAUCAUCGUCACUAUGUGUGUAACAAUUGUUGGCGCAUACUUCUUGCUCAAUGCUGAGAACUAUCACUGGCAGUGGACUUCAUUCUUCUCUGCCGCUUCAACAGCUGUGUAUGUGUAUCUCUACUCUGUGUAUUACUACUACAUGAAGACCAAGAUGUCAGGCUUUUUCCAGACCAGCUUCUAUUUUGGUUACACAUUGAUGUUUUGUUUGGGUUUAGGUAUACUAUGUGGUGCUGUGGGAUAUCUCGGCUCUACCAUGUUUGUGAGAAGGAUAUACAGAAACAUCAAAUGUGAUUAGGUCCAGAAUCAGGAGGCUCUGUGCACAUCUAAUAAUACAUCACCAAGAGAGACCAACCUGUUCGGUGUAAGAUGUGAGUUGCUGAUCAAAAUUGAUGGCCUUCUAAACAUGGAUGACUCUGCUUUUGCUUGCUUCAUAUUUUUGCAACCUAUCUGCCCUUUGUUUAUUUUUCUGGAUGUAGAGAUGGUCUUCUUAUACUAAAUUUAGAGAUACUGUCACGUCUAAAAUCUUGUAGCAAUCAUAAAACUUAUUAGUUAUCUUUUGGGUUACUCAGGACUUGGAACCUUGUGACCCUUUGAACAAAUGAAUUCACAGAUUAAUAAUGCUUUA